GUGUCCGUGUCUGGUCUUUCGUUCUUGCGAUCUCAAGUCUCCUGGAAGUCUUCUCCUUCUUCCUUCCCUUCCACCAUCCUUCUUUCCCUAUUAUCGCGACUUUUCUUGCCCUUUUCUCCUUCGUUACUACCACCUUUUAUCGUCUCUCAUUCGCUUCGAGACGACUUUACAUCCUCGCUCACUUCUCCGCCGUGAUCCGCCACGCGAACGACUUUUCGAACCAUCCAAUACUCUUAAUUCAACGACACGACACAUCAUGAAGGGCUCAAUCGCUAUCCUCGCGGCUACGGCUGCCAUGGCCAACGCUGCUGCUGCUCCCGCUCCGGUUGCUGCUAACAAGGCAUCGAGCUCCAGCUCCGGAUCGCUUCAAGCGGUCGAGGUCAGAGGCAAUGCAUUCUUUGCGGGCGACAACCGCUUCUACAUCCGUGGUGUCGACUACCAACCCGGCGGCUCCUCCAAGGCCGCAGACCCCAUCGCCGACGUCGAUGGCUGCAAGCGCGACAUCGAGGAGUUCAAGAAGCUGGGAAUCAACACGGUCCGUGUGUACACUGUCGACAACACCGCAAACCACGACGAGUGCAUGUCCGCUCUGGCAGAUGCUGGCAUCUACCUUGCGCUCGAUGUCAACACUCCCAAGUACUCGAUCAACCGUGCCGACCCAGCGGCGUCCUACAACCCCACCUACCUGCAGAGCAUCUUCGCGACCAUCGAUGCGUUUGCGAACUACGACAACACCCUUCUCUUCUUCUCCGGUAACGAGGUCAUCAACGCCGACAACAACACCAACUGUGCGCCCUACAUCAAGGCCGUCACUCGUGACAUGAGGCAAUACAUUGGGAGCCGUGGAUACCGCAAGGUUCCUGUUGGUUACUCCGCUGCGGACGUCGAGAGCAACGGUUUCGAGAUGGCACAGUACAUGAACUGCGGAACCGACGACCAGCGCAGUGACUUUUACGCUUUCAACGACUACUCCUGGUGCAGCCCAUCGUCUUUCGAGAAGUCUGGCUGGGACCAAAAGGUCAAGAAAUACGGCGACUACAGCAUUCCUCUUUUCCUCUCCGAAUUCGGUUGCAUCACCAACACGCGUGACUUUGGCGAAGUCGCAUCUCUCUACAGCGACGAUAUGACUUCGGUCUACUCCGGCGGUCUCGUCUACGAGUACUCUGAAGAAGGCCACGGCUUUGGUCUCGUUAAGAUUAGCGGCGGCCAAGUCACCGAAAAGGACGAUUUCGACGCCCUCAGCAAAGCUCUGUCGGGCACCAAGGCUCCUCAGGGCGACGGCGGAUACAAGUCGAGCGGCCAGGCCAGCGAGUGCCCAUCCACCAGCGACACUUGGGAGGUCAUCGACUUCACUGGCACCGAUCUCCCAGCCAUGCCCGAUGGCGCGGAGAAGUACAUGAGCCAAGGCGCCGGCGCCGGUCCCGGUCUCAAGGGUGAUGGAUCUCAGAACGCUGGAGGCGAGUCUACUGGAACCGCCACUGCUGGUAGCGGAACCGUCACUGCGACUGGCAAGGCCAAGCCGUCGGGAUCCAAGGGCGCCGCCUCGUCUGUGCACAUGGGCGAGAUGUCGUACGCUCCAUUCGUCAUGACCGGACUGGUGGCCAUGUUCUCGCUGUUCGGCGCGGCACUUUUGUAGAUGGGAAGAGGUACAUACUGCAUAAUUCUGGCGUAAAAAGGGCCUGGGCAUGAACGACGGAAUCAGAACCAGAUUGAGUGAUUUUUCUCUCCUUGUUUCUUUGUCGAUUCUUUAGCGGUGUCUUUCUGGGUUGCCCGCUCCCAAAAAGCGGCCAUGAUUGUUGUUUAGUUCGGCAAACCAAUGUUUACAUUCUCG
Molecule: messenger RNA, 1831 nt
Organism: Zymoseptoria tritici IPO323
Lineage: Eukaryota; Fungi; Ascomycota; Dothideomycetes; Mycosphaerellales; Mycosphaerellaceae
Gene: GEL1
Product: beta-glucanosyltransferase
Exons: 3
Coding region: 257-1636 (459 amino acids)
Biological process (GO): fungal-type cell wall (1->3)-beta-D-glucan biosynthetic process
Cellular component (GO): fungal-type cell wall; cytoplasm
Molecular function (GO): 1,3-beta-glucanosyltransferase activity
Source: RefSeq, a predicted model, not a curated record